Messenger RNA from Marmota flaviventris (yellow-bellied marmot), 3856 nucleotides. It is a transcript of the gene Birc3, whose product is annotated as baculoviral IAP repeat containing 3. Gene Ontology annotation, cellular component: nucleus; cytoplasm. NCBI's taxonomy places the organism in Eukaryota, Metazoa, Chordata, Mammalia, Rodentia, Sciuridae. Gene Ontology annotation, molecular function: ubiquitin protein ligase activity; cysteine-type endopeptidase inhibitor activity involved in apoptotic process. Gene Ontology annotation, biological process: positive regulation of protein ubiquitination; regulation of cell cycle; negative regulation of apoptotic process. The record is from RefSeq and is a predicted model, not a curated record.
AAUGUGUAACAAUUUUGACCAUGGGAAGGCAUAGUGAAGUUGGUCACAGUAACUUUUGAGGAAAUAAUCAUUGGUAACAGUCUCUGAAGUUUCUUCUGCUACCUGGAAAUCCCGUUCAAAAAUAAGCCUUGAAGUCUACAUUAGAAAACACCAACAUCUGUGGGCUCAAAGAAACCAUACCUGCCAACCACUGGUAAAAAAAAACAAUCAUAGAGAUUGCUAGUAUUAUUGACAGAGAACCUAUUUAUUAACAGCUUGUAAGUCAUAAUUGAAAACUUCUAAUUUUUGAGAUUUCUGUGAUAAUUUUUAGUUUGGUUUUUGUCAUGAUAAAUUCUGGUUCAAGGUACACUGUGAAAUAAUUUCCGACCCAAGACAAAUUUAUAUGAUUUGAUGAUUCAUCUUAGCAUAUAGAUUUGGCAUUUUGUAACUUUUGAUUGUUUUCAAAAUUAAAUCCACUAUCCGAGAAAAUUUGAUGUAACCUGAAUAUAGCAAUGAACUUCAAUAUCAUUAUUGGUGAUUUGUGGCAGUCUCCAUUUUCAGCACCUUCUAUCUACCAUAAUUACCAAGGGUUAUUGGUUCUAGCCAAUUACAUCAUUAGAACAAAGAAAUGGUAACAUUGAGUUAUCUCAAUGGCAUGAAACUGGGUCCAAAAGACCAAAUAAGCAGAUACAUUAGUCUCUAAUGAUUUAUUUAAAAUAGAAUGUUUGAUUUUUUAAAAAUUUCAUAACAUCACUAAGCAAAAAUGUUCCUGAUGAUCAAUGAGGAAGUAAUUAUUAUAUAAUAAAUAUUGAAAACAAGUUUUAGAUGGCAGUCAAUUCUGUUACUACUUAAUCUUCAGAGGGAAACUUCAGAUUUUUGUUCUCCUUAUUAAAAAUGAUCAUAAACGGAAGAAUUACUUAAUUUGAGAGAGAUUUGGGAUAAACCAUAUUUCACUGAAUCUAAGAUGCCCUCACGUAUGAGUCAUACUAUUAUUUUAUGUAUCUCUAAGAAAUAAAAAUGUUGCUAACUAAAAUAUGCUAUUGAUUGUAAGCUACCUCUUGAUAACAGAUAUCAAAGCAAGUAUCUUUAAUUAAAUCAAUGACCUAUGGUAAUGUAAUCUUCCUGUGAGAUAUGAGAUCGAUCUUGUGCUAUUUUUUUUUGCUACCAAAUUUUACAAUUUCUAAACAAAACAAAACAAACAUACACUGAAUAUUUUUGUGUGUGAUGCUUAUGGAGCAUAGCUUUCUACCAUGAAAAGAAGCUAGCAUUAUGAGGCAAACACUCUGCAGGUUGGUGAAGGCCACUGCUGUACCCUGGUGGUCUGCAAAAAGGUGAUCUAGGUGUAGAGGUGCUUCCUGAUAAUCUAAAACACUUUAUGCCUCUAGGAAGGAUUUUAAUUUUGUCACAGGUUACUAUGUAACAUCUUAUUUACAUUGUAUGUAUAAAGGUUAUACAAAGAUGCUGUUGUAACUGUCCCUUAACAUGCAUCAGUGUAGAAUUUAGACUCUCUCCAUGCUGAAACCCUAAAUGCAUAGAAGAAAGAAUGAAAGAAUUCUCAUUUUAGAUGUUCCACCUAGAAGUAAAACUGAUAAAAACAAAACAAAACAAAACAAAACAAAAAAACAUGCACAAAACUACCUCCCCAGAGAAAGGCUGGUCCCUUUUACUCCUCAUUCAUUUCGUUAUGAAUAUAGUAGAAAAUAGCAUCUUCUUAUCAAAUUUGAUGAAGAAUGCCAACUCAUUUAAAAUGAAGUACGACUUUUCAUGUGAACUGUACCGGAUGUCCACAUAUUCCACUUUCCCCUCAGGGGUUCCCGUCUCGGAAAGGAGUCUUGCUCGUGCUGGUUUCUAUUACACUGGUGUGAAAGACAAGGUCAAAUGCUUCUGUUGUGGCCUCAUGCUGGAUAACUGGAAACAAGGAGACAAUCCUAUCGAAAAGCAUAAAAAAUUGUAUCCUAGCUGCAGCUUUGUUCAGAAUCUAAAUUCAGUUAACAAUUCGAAAGCUACUUCUCAGCCUUCUUUUUCUUCUUCAGUAACAAAUUCCACACAUUCAUUACUUCCAAGUUUGGAAAACAGUGGAUAUUUUAGUGGCUCUUAUUCAAGCUUUCCAUCAAAUCCUGUCAACUCCAGAGCAAAUCAAGAUUUUUCUGCCUUGAGGAUAAAUCCCUAUCAUUGUUCAAUGAAUACUGAAAAGGCCAGAUUACUCACUUAUCAAAUGUGGCCAUUGACCUUUCUGUCACCUACAGAACUAGCCAAAGCAGGCUUUUACUACAUAGGGCCUGGAGACAGAGUGGCUUGCUUUGCCUGCGGUGGAAAAUUGAGCAAUUGGGAACCAAAGGACGAUGCUAUGUCAGAACACCUAAGACAUUUUCCCAACUGCCCGUUUGUAGAAAAUCAGUUUCAAGAUACUUCAAGAUACACCGUUUCUAAUCUGAGCAUGCAGACACAUGCAGCCCGCUUUAAAACGUUCUUUAACUGGCCUUCCAGUGUUCUGGUUCAUCCUGAGCAACUUGCAAGUGCAGGUUUUUAUUAUGUGGGUCACAGUGAUGAUGUCAAAUGCUUUUGCUGUGAUGGUGGACUGAGGUGUUGGGAGUUGGGAGAUGAUCCGUGGGUGGAACAUGCCAAGUGGUUUCCAAGGUGUGAGUACUUGAUAAGAAUUAAAGGACAAGAAUUCAUCAGUCAAGUUCAAGCCAGUUAUCCCCAUCUGCUUGAACAGCUGUUAUCCACAUCAGAUACCCCAGAAGAUGAAAAUGCAGAGUCACCAAUUGUUCAUUUUGGACCUGGAGAAAACCAUUCAGAAGAUGCUGUCAUGAUGAAUACACCUGUGGUUAAAGCUGCUUUGGAAAUGGGCUUCAGUAGAAACCUGGUAAAACAGACAGUUCAGAGUAAAAUCCUAACCGCUGGAGAGAAUUAUAAAACCAUCAGUGAUCUUGUAUUAGAUUUGCUUAAUGCAGAAGAUGAAAUAAGGGAAGAGGCAAAAGAAAGAGCAACUGAGGAAAAAGAAUCAGAAGACCUAUUAUUAAUUCGGAAGAAUAGAAUGGCACUUUUCCAACAUCUGACUUGUGUAAUUCCAAUUCUGGAUAGUCUACUAAUUGCCAGAGUGAUUAAUGAACAAGAGCAUGAUGUAAUUAAGCAGAAAACACAGACUUCUUUACAAGCAAGAGAACUGAUUGACACCAUUUUAGUAAAAGGAAAUACCGCAGCCACUGUAUUCAAAAACUCUCUACAAGAAACUGACCCUAUGUUAUACAAGCAUUUAUUUGUGCAACAGGACAUAAGGUGUAUUCGCACAGAAGAUACUUCAGAUCUACCAAUGGAAGAACAAUUGCGGAGACUACAAGAAGAAAGAACAUGUAAAGUGUGCAUGGACAAAGAAGUGUCCAUAGUGUUCAUUCCUUGUGGUCAUCUAGUAGUAUGCAAAGAUUGUGCCCCUUCUCUAAGAAAAUGUCCGAUUUGUAGGGGUACCAUCAAGGGUACAGUUCGUACAUUUCUUUCAUGAAGAAGGUCCAAAACUUUUGUCUAAACUCUGGAAUUAAGGGAUUAAGUAUAUUAUGAUUUUAACUUUUACAUUCAUUUGCUUUCCUUAAAUUUAUUUAUUUAUUUGCAACUUGGAAAAUUUUGUUUUAUAUAAGUAUGUUUAUGUAAAUAUAUAUCUAAAAUACACAAACAAUAAUAAGAGAAUGAUGGGCUUUUGUUCAUGGAAACAAAAAAUAGGAAUAGCACUACAAACAUAAUAAUAAAGUUUCAGCAUUAUUGAAAUUAUAAAUGAAGUAAGAUUUAAGAUAUAUAUUUGUCAAAUGACUUUUUUUAGGGACAUGGCAUUUUUGCAAAGAAUUUUGUGAGGAACAAUUUAAUAAAGCAAUGAAAAUUACUCUUA